Molecule: messenger RNA, 1934 nt
Organism: Manihot esculenta (cassava)
Lineage: Eukaryota; Viridiplantae; Streptophyta; Magnoliopsida; Malpighiales; Euphorbiaceae
Product: arginine decarboxylase
Exons: 4
Coding region: 10-1773 (587 amino acids)
Molecular function (GO): catalytic activity
Source: RefSeq, a predicted model, not a curated record
GGCGACAAAAUGACCAGUUUCAAUAUGGAUUUUACCUUAAAUGCUGUGCUGCGUCCGAGAGGAACUCACCCGGUAAUGAGUUCCGUCUCUUCGCCAUCUCUGGACCUUCAGAAUCUUCACUUGGGUUUUUCCAGCAAAAGGGCUUUGAGGUCUUUGAGAAGAAGAACUGGGACUUGCAUUUGUACUUCUCAGGAAGGGAGCACUUUGGAAUCGAAAAGGAGACAACAGAGUAGUAGCGGAAUAGGAAAAACCAGAUCAGUUGCAAAAGAUGAAUCUCUCAUUUCUAAAUCUCAUAUUAGUCAGCAGGAUGGGCUCCCUCCUUUGGUUAGUGCAUUGAAAGCUUCAGCUGCUCAAAAUGUAGCCAGUUUUCACUUCCCUGGCCAUAACAGGGGGCAUGCGGCACCAUCUUCUUUAACACAGCUCAUUGGACUAAGACCAUUUGUUCAUGAUUUACCUGAGCUCCCAGAGCUCGACAACCUUUUUUCUCCUGAGGGGCCCAUUUUAGAGGCACAAAGGCUAGCUGCUGAACUGUUUGGAUCAAAGGAAACAUGGUUCCUUGUUGGUGGUACUACAUGUGGGAUCCAAGCAGCAAUAAUGGCCACUUGCUCCCCUGGAGAACAUAUAAUUCUCCCUCGCAAUUCACAUAUAUCAGCCAUGUCUGCAAUGGUAUUAUCUGGAGCAAUACCUAAGUACAUUAUACCAGAGUAUAAUUGCAAUUGGGACAUUGCUGGUGGGAUCACUCCAUCACAGGUGAACAAAGCUAUUAAGGAAUUGGAGAUGGAAGGUCAAAAACCAGCUGCAGUUUUUGUCACCUCUCCUACUUAUCAUGGCAUAUGCAGCAACUUGAGUGAGAUUUCAAAGCUUUGUCAUUCUUGUGGAAUUCCUGUGAUUGUUGAUGAGGCUCAUGGAGCACACUUGGGAUUACAUCCCCAAAUGCCUCGUUCAGCUUUGAAGCUGGGUGCUGAUCUGGUGGUACAAUCCACUCAUAAAGUCCUAUGCUCUUUGACACAGUCAUCAAUGUUGCACAUGUCAGGAGAUAUUGUGGAUAGAGAGAGAAUAUGUAGGUCCCUUCAAACCCUUCAAAGCACAAGCCCCAGUUAUCUACUUUUAGCAUCAUUAGAUGCUGCUAGAGCUCAACUGGGUGAAAACCCAGAAACAAUUUUCAACGAAGCAAUGAAAUUGGCGACUGAAGCAAAAAUUCUCAUUAAGAAGAUUCCAGGUAUUACUUUGCUGGAGCUAUCAAGCUUCUCCAAAUUUCCAGCCAUUGAUCCUCUGCGCCUCACAGUUGGUUCUUGGAAACUUAGUUUAUCUGGUUACGAAGCAGAUGAUAUUUUGGAUAGGAAUCAUGGAAUUGUAUCUGAGCUUGUUGGAAGGCGAUCUAUUACAUUUGCAAUUAAUCUUGGAACUUGUAAAGAGCAUGUUCAAAGACUGGUGUCAGGAUUACAGGAGCUAUCAGCAUGUUCCUUACAAAUUGAAACAACAGAAGCAAAGGUGAAGGAUAGAGGACAUGAACCCUUCCCUGAUAUUAGCAUGAGCUUGAAUCCAAGAGAUGCCUUUUUUGCAAAUAAAAGGAAAGUUAGUAUUGGAGAGAGCCUUGGGAAGGUCUGUGGUGAGCUUAUAUGUCCGUACCCACCUGGGAUACCUGUAAUGAUUCCUGGUGAGAUUAUUACAGAGAGGGCUUUGGAUUAUUUGAAGGCUGUUAGAAGGAAGGGUGUUGUUAUUACUGGUGCUUCUGAUCCUCUACUCUCUUCCUUGGUCAUCUGUGAUGUGUGAACCAAAAAGAAAAAGAAAAGGGCAUUACAGAAAAAGGUACCAUCUUAAAUUGUUGUAUUUUAAUACGAGUCGAGAAAAAAAAAAUUCUAAAACCAGAAAUUAUGAAAAUCAGUUUAAAUUUUGGUAGAAUUUGUUCCCCUCAGAAUCAUUUUUUUAUGCAA